AUGUUCAUAGGCCAUGGCCGCGAUCAGAUGGUCCGGGGUAACGGUGCCAGCGAUGAAAUACACAUCAAAAAGCUGGUCGACCUGUUUUCGGAGAAUAAAUGUCACCCGACCCUUAGACUGAAGCCCAAAAUCUUUGAACCAGUGGUGGAUAGAGAGUGGAUGGAUGGCACCACUCGCACCUUCAUAUGUUAUGCCUGUGCCGAUGGUACUGAGUCCUUUUAUACCGGCAAUGGAUACACUUUAUAUGGACAGGCACUCAGCCACUGUAUCGCUGAAUAUGCAUACGACUUGAAUUUGACACAAAUAUUUAACAAGGUG
Molecule: messenger RNA, 318 nt
Organism: Oppiella nova
Lineage: Eukaryota; Metazoa; Arthropoda; Arachnida; Sarcoptiformes; Oppiidae
Source: the annotation of a GenBank genome assembly